Molecule: messenger RNA, 618 nt
Organism: Ostreobium quekettii
Lineage: Eukaryota; Viridiplantae; Chlorophyta; Ulvophyceae; Bryopsidales; Ostreobiaceae
Source: the annotation of a GenBank genome assembly
AUGGGGCUGGCGCGUGCUGUGGGCUUCUCGGUGGCGGCAGCUGAGGUUGGGAAUGCGGGGAGCGCCUUGGGGGCAUGCGGCGGUGCCGGUCUUGGGGCAUGGGGCCGCGGGGCGAUGGCGGUGGGCCGGACGGGGCGCGGUGUCACCGGCGAGGGGGCAGUUGGCCGCAUGGGGGCAUGCGGACGAUGGGCAAGCUGCCUGGGCUGUUCUUGGUUGCGGGGCUAUGGCACUGAGAGGUGGGUGUGUGGGGGAGGGGUGGGGAUGGACGCAGAUAUUGCGUCGGCUUGGCGACGGGUCGCCACGGCCGCCUGCGACGCGUCUCCUGCGCUGGCUGGUGCGCGGCCCGCGCGACCCUGCGCCUUGCUGGGCCCCCGGCAUGGCAGCUGUCGGCCGGCUGCGGCUUGCCGCGCGGGUGUUGGUAAUGACGACUGGCAGUUUGCUGGAGGAGGUCGGGGUAGUCAUUGUGUAGGCGGGUUGAAGGGCGGCGUGCCGAGACGCGACCCGGCGCGGCAGUGGCGAAGCGGCCUUGCGGGGGUCGCCGGAGGUAUCGCCGGGGUGUGGUCGAUCCUCCAUCGUCGGGGGCAUCUGUCAAUGCUGAGGCAAACCCGCGAAAUGUGA